Messenger RNA from Iphiclides podalirius (scarce swallowtail), 498 nucleotides. The record is from the annotation of a GenBank genome assembly. Lineage: Eukaryota; Metazoa; Arthropoda; Insecta; Lepidoptera; Papilionidae.
AUGGGUAAGGAAAAGUCAAAGAAACGUCGGCGGUCCUCUUCAUCGCAGAGGAGUACUAAUUCCAGUAGUUCUGAAUCAUCUCAUGAAAGGAAGAAAUUACGGAAAUUAAAAAAGAAGUUGAAGAGAGAACAGAAAAAAACGGAAAAAUUAUUAAAGAAAAAACUCAAAGAAGAGAAGAGAAAAUUGAAAAAAAAGCGCAGAAGCAACAGUGAAAGUCAAGAAUCUCCAAAAGAUGAAGCGACAGCCGAUAUACCUAUCGAACUGAUGGAUAAAUCAAAAGCUAUGGCGCCUAUGACUAAAGAAGAAUGGGAACAACGUCAAAGUGUGGUCAAAAGAGUGAUUGAUGAUGAGACUGGAAGAUACAGGUUAAUAAAAGGAGAUGGUGAGGUGUUAGAAGAGAUAGUGUCACGAGAUAGACACAAACAAAUUAACAAGCAAGCGACACAUGCUGAUGGAGCCUUCUUCCAGGCGCAGACUCUUGACAAGAACAAAUUGCUU